AUGGCUGGUCAGGAGAACCACCAGUCUACGCACAACGGAAAUGCUCCUCCGUUUAAUCUACACGAACUACAGGAACUCACAAAUGAGGGUUUGGACGGAGACAAUAAUGCCUUUAGCCAGUAUAUCUCUAACUCGGAUGGUUUCACAACAAGCAAUCAAACCAACAGUCGUUUCUUGCAACCUCCUAGGGGCAUACAAAACCAGAAUCCUCUCCGUUUUUCUCAAGCUAGCCAAGGGUUCACAAAUCAGACUCCUCACGGCGUUCCAAAUCCGUCCCUCUACGGCUUUCCGAAUCAGACUCCUUACGGCCUUCCCAGUCAGACAUUCGGUUAUACGAAUCCAGUUGCUCAGAGAUUUCCGAGUCAGGCGACCCAGAGCCUCAUGGACACCCAUCGGGUUGGUGAUCAGCGAACCAACUUGACCAGAUCCCUCAAUGCUUCAUUUGGGGACGAAAAUGAGUCUCCUCCUAGUUUCAUCCGCGCGAAGAGACCUGAUAUCUAUACCCAAGCACCAAGGAGUGCGAAGCAGACCCCGAAUCACGGAAAUAUAAGUUCCCAAUCCCAGUCUAAAACUUACCAGCAAGCGCCAGGCCUUACUGGUACCCCACAGAGUGAAUCUCCACAGGUUACCCAGGCUCGAGUAUAUUCCAAUCCACGUCAGAGACCUAGUUCGAACCCAUCGCAGCAGCUCCACGCCGCCUCCUAUCCCGUUCCGGAAAGCCCCCAAUCAGACUCCAGGAUUGCUACUCCUGCUAUCACCAUCAAGUACCCAAAUGACAAUGAUCUGCUCUCCAAACCGGCUCCUCCAGUCUCCCAAAUUCCUGGCACAUUUGGCGAAUGGCAAGGCUACUUUCAAAACUAUGCUGCCGCUCACGCCUGGCGCAAUCGUCCAGCCUGGACUCUCGAGCCGGAUCCCUCUGUGCCCCGUACUGACGCCGAGAAACUACAAUACGUCAAGCUCGUGGCCACCGCCAUUGUCGACAUCAGCGAGAUCAAAGAUCGCCCAGACGCCAAAACCCAGUUGAUCCCACGUUUUACGGAGGGCAAGUACCCUCAGCAAGACGUCGAAGCAGGCGCCUGGCGCAUCGUUGAAGACACGGUCCGCCUGCACACAUACGGCGCCGUGGCCUACCUACACCCCAACGCCAACUCGUCCACCCUGACCGACCGCGAUCUGUCCUUUACCGCACGUAUUGCCUCCAUCUGCAAGAACCUCCGCCAGUUCAAGAGCCUGUGCCAGCGCGCCAUGGGCAACGAGAACAUCGUCAACCUGAUCCAGGGCCCCAAGAAGCAGCUCCGACGAAACCUUCAAAACGUCACCAACAACGAGACCAAAAGUGAACGUCUCAAGAUGCUCAGCACAAAGAAAUUCCAGGCCCUCACCGCUGCCGAAAAAGCCGCGCUGAGCGACAUGACGGGCAUCAAGAAACGCAAGCCCUCGCGUCGUUCCCGUGGUGAAACCGCGUCUGCGCUCGACGACGACGAUGACGACUCCUUCGGCCACGACCCGGAGCUCGACUCGGAGGGCGAAUUCAAGCCACCCCUGCCGUCGAAGCGUACACGCAGAACCACCGACACACUAACCGGCCCUGUCACCCGUCGUCGCUCGCAGAUGCAGCAGCAACAAGAGCAGCAGCGCCAGCCGAAGCAGCACCAAAGCGACCUCACCGCCACAUCUUCGCCUCCGCCCUUCAACAUCCCCGCAGGCCCCUCGACGGCACUCCGCUCGCACCCAGCGCACAACCUGCGCCAGACCCAGACCCAGACCCAGACCCAGACCCAGACGGGCCACAGCACCGCGCCCUACACGGGCUUCCCGAUCGUUGCAAAUCCGGCAUAUGGAUUCAAUAACAACAAUAGCAGCAGCAGUGGCAAUAACAACAACAAUAACAGUAGCAGCGACGGCGGUAUCCACGAUGACAUUCCGCAGACGUGGUCGUACGCCGAUCAGACGUUCGGCAACAACAUGCCUGGCGGCGCGGGCUCCGAGAGCCGGUUUGGAUUUGGAGGAGAUGGCACUAUGGACCAGUACGAGUUGCCACAGGCUGAUGAUACUGAUGGCUUUGGUGAAGAGGUGUUUGAGCGCUUUUAUGGCGAGUAG
Pseudovirgaria hyperparasitica is the source of this 2100-nucleotide messenger RNA. RefSeq lists its product as uncharacterized. Lineage: Eukaryota; Fungi; Ascomycota; Dothideomycetes; Acrospermales; Acrospermaceae. Bases 1 to 2100 code for a protein of 699 amino acids. The record is from RefSeq and is a predicted model, not a curated record. The transcript has a single exon.